Adineta steineri is the source of this 1098-nucleotide messenger RNA. Lineage: Eukaryota; Metazoa; Rotifera; Eurotatoria; Adinetida; Adinetidae. The record is from the annotation of a GenBank genome assembly.
AUGAUUACUCGACUUCAAAUAUUUUUUCUUACAAUAUCAUUAUAUUGUAUAUUUUUAUAUUCUACUUAUACAACAAAAUUAAUAACUGUCGAGAUUAAUAAACCAACAUAUUCAACUUAUCAAACUUUAUCAUUAAAUUAUUCUCAAUCACUUCAAUGUUUUUGUUCUGAUAUAUCGAUACCAUAUAAAUCAUUUCUUACGAUUAAACCACGUUUUCAUGAUUUAUGUUCAAGUCAAUUUGUUUCUCAAAAUUGGAUUAAUUAUCUUUAUGGUGAAGGUAAUCUUGUUUAUCGAUAUUCUUUUACCGAUUUUCGAGCAUCAGCUGUUGGUCAAUUUCAAUUACUUGCUUCACUCUGUGAAAUUUCUCAAGAAACAAUCAAUACAAGUCUUGUACAAUUACUUAAAAGUGAUUAUAAUGAUCGUCAAUUAUUAUCGGAACAACGUCUGAAUCAGUUAAUUCAAAUACAGAUCAAUCAAUUUCAAUUAGUUACACCAAAUUCAUUAUUAAAUAUUCUCAAUUUAAUUCGUGAAACUAUAGGCGCUAAUAUGAUUGUUAGUGUAUGGUCUGUUAACUGGUUAAUCGCUACUGAAUCUAUUAUUCAUCGUACAUGGACUGCACAUACAAUACCAAUAGUUUAUAGCAAAUGUAAUUGUGGAUCAUCAUGGACAUGUACACAAUCAUCACAAGGUAUGAUGGUUGGUUGUUAUCCACUUGAAUCUCUUCUUCAAACAACACUUCAAUGUUUUUAUAAUCAAAGCUGCAUUGAUUCGACAAACAAAUUUACGCAACUGAAUAUUUCGUCUCUUAAGACAAGUCAAUACCGAAUGAAUACAACUAUUCAAACAAUUUUAAAUAAUCUAAUGAUUGAAGAAUAUAUAAUUAAUAAAUCUUAUGAAAAUUAUUUUAAUCAAUGUGCACCAUCUUCAUGUUCAUAUAAUUAUAUGAAAAAAUAUCAAGUUACUGAAGGAAUUAUAAACAUCAUUAGUCUCUAUAGUGGAUUAGUAAUUCUUACCGGUUGUUUAUCUGUGGUACUAAUUAAAUUAUGUUCAUAUAGAUCAAAUAGAAUUACAAUAGAAAUUACAGAACAAAAUACGUAG